Messenger RNA from Trypanosoma cruzi, 1326 nucleotides. RefSeq names its product 90 kDa surface protein, putative. Bases 1 to 1326 code for a protein of 441 amino acids. The record is from RefSeq and is a predicted model, not a curated record. The transcript has a single exon. NCBI's taxonomy places the organism in Eukaryota, Euglenozoa, Kinetoplastea, Trypanosomatida, Trypanosomatidae.
AUGGUCCCAUUUGUCUCUUUUUUGGUGUGCGCUUCUUCUGGCUGCUGCCAUUUAUUACCAUGCGGUGGCUGUGCGUGGUGUAGCUGCUGUCUCUCUCUACUUUCUUUCUCAUGCUCUUGCAGAUCGAAUCCACGUUAUUCAACAACGAAAGUUUUGAAGAUGAUGUGCCGUGUGUUUUGUGUCGUGUUGGUGCUGGCACUGCUGUGCUGCUGCUCGUGCGUGUUUGCCGUGGAGGAGGAGGAGCCGCAGGUAACGCAGGUGGAUGCAGUGUGUGCGGGUAAGGACAAACUCGGGCGCUGGCAACUCCGUGGGACGUCAUUGUGGUACAACUGCACGACUGCAGCUGCUGGUUUUGGGCAGAUGAUUUGCGGCAUGGGCGUCGGAAACUGUGAGCCCGAGGAUGUUCAGAGACGUAUAAAAGAUGGUGCGAAGGAUGGCGUCUUCACGAUCAACGUCACAUCGCCCAAUCCAAGCGCGGUGAAGAGUUGGUGGCAACGUAACGUUGAGUCGAAGGCGGUUACCGUUGCAAGUGUUCCGGCCAAACCUCCGGAAGGACCUCCGGGCUCUCCAGAAGACAAGAUUUCUCGUGAAACAUCUUCCAGAGCGGAUUCUGAACCUCCUGCUGACGCUGAGAGUGCGGCUGGUGCCCCUUCACUGGCUGGAGCUCCGGGUGGCGCUGGUGAAAGUGUUCCGGCCACACGUCCGGAAGCAGGCACUCCGGCGGCUCGACAAGAGGAGGCUUCUCGUGACGCCUCCACAACAAAUUCAAAAUCUCCUCCUGCUGUCGUUGAGAAUUCCACGGAUGUCCCUCCUUCUUCUCUACCUGCAACUCCAGGCGGCGCUGGUGCUAACUCUGCUGCUGGCACUGCGGCCACGACGGAUUCUUCUGCCGAGGCCUCGCGAGCACCGGAUUCCGCUCCCGCUGGUGAUCCUCAAGGCGCAGCACAUUCUACUUCUGCUGCUUCUGCUGCACCCGAAUCCCCACCAGAUCCAAAGCCCACAGAAGGCAGCGACCACUCCUCCCAUGACCCUCCAGUGGAGCUGCGGGAAGAGACUGCUGCUGCGCCACCGACUCAGUUGUCCCAGACCGGCGAGGAGGGGGGUGCAGCUGGAGGCGCCGAAGAGGACGCCGCCAACACCACCACCGAGACUGCUUCCGGCGAAGGAAAUAAUAUGGCGGCAAGCAUGCCGGCUCCCCUUUCCUCUGCGCCCACAACGAACGCGUUGGAGAACAGUGUGGGAACUGACGCCUGCUUCCAUGACACCCGUCUGCAUGCCCUGCCACCGCUUGUUCUGGCUGCACUCACCUACGGGACACUGGGCUGA